This is a messenger RNA of Asparagus officinalis (garden asparagus), 646 nucleotides long. RefSeq lists its product as uncharacterized. The record is from RefSeq and is a predicted model, not a curated record. Lineage: Eukaryota; Viridiplantae; Streptophyta; Magnoliopsida; Asparagales; Asparagaceae. The transcript has 2 exons. Bases 23 to 646 code for a protein of 207 amino acids.
CGGAUGGGAUGAAGAGAGUAAGAUGAUUACACUUGACACUACGACAUAUGCUGAGCUUAUCGAGAGACAUCCAAAAUACAAGCCUUAUUUGAAUUGUCCAAUUCCAAGAUAUGAAGAACUUCGCAUUAUUUGUGGGGAGGAUCAUGCUACUGGAGAAUUUAGAGAGACAAGUUAUGACCCUGACAUUGAUAAAGAGAUUCCAACUAUCAAUAUCGACGAAGAUGAUCUUGUAGAUAGUCUUGGUAUGGAUGGAGUUCGUGUAUCACAAUUAAAUGGAGUGGAGCCUUCGAGCAUUUUUAUCAAGACAGGAACUGUAAGCGGUAAAUCGUCUCGUCCAGUAAUGAAGAAGAAAAGGGAGGACUCCCAAAUAAUUAUUGGUGAGAAACUUGUGGAGGAAAUGGGAAAGGUAGCCACUGCCAUUGUUAGUUUGAAGGAGCGAACUUGGGUUGAGGUUCUUGCUGAUAAGGUUUUUGGUUUUCAAGAUAUUUCCAUAGAUGAUCUUGAACUGGUUUUCGAUGAAUACUACAAGAAUGAAGUUGAAGCGAAGGCUUUUAUGGUAUUGCCCGAACCAAUACAGAGAAAGAGGAUUCUUAACGUGUUGGAGAGGAUAGGUAGGCGACCAACUUUGGACAACGCUCAGACAUGA